Molecule: messenger RNA, 774 nt
Organism: Symsagittifera roscoffensis
Lineage: Eukaryota; Metazoa; Xenacoelomorpha; Acoela; Convolutidae
Exons: 1
Coding region: 1-774 (257 amino acids)
Biological process (GO): DNA integration
Molecular function (GO): nucleic acid binding
Source: RefSeq, a predicted model, not a curated record
AUGGUUACUCGUCUAACCAAAGAAGCAUGCAUCCUUUCAUUGAAACGAUUUACUGCACGCCGUGGCAAACCUGAGAAGAUCUUAAGUGACAAUGGAAGCAAUUUUAUCGGGGCUCGAAAUGAUCUGAUCAAAAUCAAGGAACUGCUCGACAAAAAUGGAACGGACAAAUCAGUUGUUAGUUUCGUCAAUAGCCAAGGAACUGAAUGGGUCACCAUCCCUCCUCGUGCUCCUCACUUCGGAGGACUCUGGGAAGCAGCUGUAAAAAGUAUGAAAAGACAUAUGCGAAAAGUUAUAGGACUGCAACGUCUCAGUUUUGAAGAAUUUCUUACAAUUCUUAAUCAAAUUGAAGCUGUCUUAAAUUCACGACCAUUGUAUCCAAUGUCAAGUGAUCCUAACGACCCAACUCCGCUGACACCCACUCAUUUUCUGAUAGGGGAAUCAUUGCUAACUCUUCCCUCUGCGGACAUCCAAGUUUCAACCAUUGUACGAUAUCGACUAUUACAGAAUAUGAUCAAGGAUUUCUGGAAAGUUUGGAAAAGGGAUUAUCUCAUAACGCUACAAAUACGGAAAAAAUGGUUCACGGAUGGCCCAGAAUUCAAAGUUGGCAACCUAGUCCUACUUGCCGAAGACAAUGAACGACCGCUAGAAUGGAAAACUGGACGAAUCAUAGAAAUUUAUCCUGGAAAUGACUCAAUUGUUCGAGUGGUAAAAGUGAAGACCACAACUGGUGAAUACGUACGCCCAGUCGCGAAGCUGCGGAAGCUACCAGUAUAG